AUGAUGGGUGUGUUGUUGAUAGAGCCGCGGAGGUGCAUCGGCCUCUCGAGAGUGAGACCGGGGAGAGAGAAUAGCUUGAUCAUGUGUAACGGUGCUUUAGGGCUCGAAGUCAUCAACAAGUGGACAAUCAUGGAACUCGGCCGGGUCGUCCUCAAGAGAAUCAAUGUCAAGCAAGGCAAGAACAGGCUUCUUGCAGCAGUGACCAGGUUGAAACAACUCAUCGCAGUGGAAACAGAGCCCGUUUGUUCGCCGGUCCUGGGCCUCGGUUGGGGAGAGGCGACGUAA
This is a messenger RNA of Prunus armeniaca (apricot), 285 nucleotides long. Lineage: Eukaryota; Viridiplantae; Streptophyta; Magnoliopsida; Rosales; Rosaceae. The record is from the annotation of a GenBank genome assembly.